CAUCUCACAUCACUCCUCCCCCACCCCACCACCACCACCACCGCCACCGCUCCAGCUCAACCUCGUCGCUUCCGGAACAACCAAGGCAAGCAAUCCAAUAGAAAAACAUCGGCGGCUCGGCUGGCGGAGGGAGGCGACCACCACCACAUAGACCAGCCCGCGCCGCCGCCCCGCCAAGCAGAGCCAGCAGCCCAAGCGCGCCUUCCUCCGAGGCCAAGCGCCGGCGCGCCGCGGGGAGGCGGCCAGCCAUGUCGGUGUCGUGCGGGCUGGAGUGCGUGCUGUGCGUGGGGUGCGUGCGCUGGAUGUGGAAGCGCCUCACCUACAUCGGCGCCUACGACAGCGAGACCUGGCCGCCCGCCUCGCCCGACGACUUCGAGCCCGUCCCGCGCAUCUGCCAGAUCAUCAUGGCCGUCUCCGACGACCUCGACAACCCCAAGCUCAUGCCGGCCACCCGCGGCUACACCCAGAUCGACGGCGCCGGCGUCCACAAGCGCACCACCUACGACGAGGUCGGCACCGCCUGCCCGCCCUACAUCGUCUACGUCGACCGCCGCCGCAACGAGGUCGUCCUCGCCGUCCGCGGCCUCAACCUCGUCCGCAACGCCGACUACAAGGUCCUGAUGGACAACAAGCUCGGGAUGCAGAUGUUCGACGGCGGCUACGUGCACCACGGGCUUCUCAAGGCGGCCCAGUUCAUACUGGAGAGGGAGACGGAGACGCUGCGGGAGCUGCUGCGCCAGCAGGGGCCCGACUGCAAGCUCAUCUUCGCGGGCCACUCGCUCGGCUCCGGCAUCGCCGCGCUCAUGACGGUGCUGGUGGUCAACAACCGCAAGGCGUUCGGCAAUAUACCCAGGAGCCACAUACGGUGCUACGCGCUCGCGCCCGCCCGGUGCAUGUCGCUCAAUCUCGCCGUCAAGUACGCCGACGUGAUCUACUCUAUCGUGCUGCAGGAUGAUUUUUUGCCAAGAACACCAACACCAUUGGAAUAUAUUUUCGGCUCUAUAUUCUGCUUGCCCUGCUUGUUAUUCCUGUUUUGCUUGAGAGAUACAUUUAAACAAGACAAGAAGAAGUUUAAAGAUCCAAGAAGAUUGUAUGCUCCUGGUCGGAUGUAUCAUAUCGUCGAGAGGAAAUUUUGCAGCUGCGCAAGAUACCCACCUGAGGUGAGAACUGCUAUUCCAGUGGAAGGGCGGUUUGAGCAUAUUGUGUUAUCGUGCAGUACCACUGCUGAUCAUGGCAUUAUUUGGAUUGAGCGAGAAUCCGCCUUGGCUUUAGAGCUAAUGAAGGAAAAGGAGAAGGCAACAACUCCGCCUGCUGAACAAAAGAUGGAGAGAUUGCAAAGUUUCAAGGAAGAACACAAGAAUGCGCUCCACAGGGCGAAAACCUUGGAUGUUCCUCACGCGAUAGACAUCUCUAAAGAGGAAACCCAUGAGGGCGCUUGCCCUGCGUCAUCUUCCGACACUCACAGCGAGACGACUUCAUCAGAACCGAAAUCUGCAGGAAGGACCAGUUGGGAUGAGCUGGUUGACAAGCUUUUCACCAGGGAUGACGAUGGGAAGCUUAUUGUGAACAGGGACAUGGUGGCGAGGGACGUUGCCAUCGAGUAGUGGCUGGUCCCAUGGCUACUCAUUCUUUUCGCCAGCCUUAUUAUCCAAGAGUGUAUAGUGGUAAAUCAUGUUUUUACCCUCGCGGAAUUUUCUUUUUUUGGCGACUUAGAGAAAAGCGGUCCCAAAUGCCCUAGCGCUUGUGCAUAUGUAGAUUCCAUCUGCGUAUUCUUUAGUCUGAAAUGUCAUGUACGUUGGUUAAUGCUGCAAGUAUUGUAUAUCGUCUCUGGGUUAAGAGUUGGAUUUCAUUA
This is a messenger RNA of Aegilops tauschii subsp. strangulata, 1852 nucleotides long. RefSeq lists its product as uncharacterized. NCBI's taxonomy places the organism in Eukaryota, Viridiplantae, Streptophyta, Magnoliopsida, Poales, Poaceae. Gene Ontology annotation, biological process: lipid catabolic process. The record is from RefSeq and is a predicted model, not a curated record.